Molecule: messenger RNA, 2400 nt
Organism: Paramecium tetraurelia
Lineage: Eukaryota; Ciliophora; Oligohymenophorea; Peniculida; Parameciidae
Exons: 7
Biological process (GO): phosphatidylinositol dephosphorylation
Cellular component (GO): endoplasmic reticulum
Molecular function (GO): phosphatidylinositol-4-phosphate phosphatase activity
Source: RefSeq, a predicted model, not a curated record
AUGUAUUAGAUUGAUCUAAAUAAGAUUGUACCAGACCCUCAUAUUUGUGGAUUUGACAAGUCCCUCACAAUUGAUAAAUAAAGUUUUACCAUUCAAGUCAAUUCACCUAUGAUUGAAUCAAUCUAAUAAGAAAUUGGAAUUUUUGGAAUUGUAGGGUUCUACAGAUUUUAUGGCAAACUUAACCUACUUUAUAUCGCUGAAGCAAAUGAGGUUUGCAAAAUAAAUGGUCAAAUCGUCUAUGAAAUAAUUACGGUAUCAAAUAUUUUAUAGAAUCAAUUUUCUUCCAUGGAGUAACAAAGCAUUAAAAAUAUUGAAACCUAUUUUAGUAAAUGCACCUAUUUCUCACUAUAAUACGAUUUGACCAUCCCAUUGUCAUAAUAACAUCAACCUGAAUAAAGUGAAAGGAGUAUGAGAUUUUGGUGGAAUUUUCAUGGUUAUAAAACCUUUUUGGCCAAUUCAAUUCCAAAGUGUUGGUGCAUCAAAAUAAUACAAGGGUAUGUUGGGUUGGGGCUGUGUGAAAUCAAAACUUAAUAAAAACAGAAGCUGACCUACAUUUUAAUCUCACGAAGAGAGACUCUAAGAGGAGGCACUCGAUACAAUCAUAGAGGAUUGAAUGCGGAGGGAGCAGCUGCAAACACAGUGGAAACAGAACAAUUGGUUGAGUAUUAAGAGAAAUUGUAUUGCCAUCUGUAAAUCAGAGGGUCUGUUCCAGUGUUUUGGGAGUAGGUAGGUAUUCGUGCAAUAUCCUAAAUCACAUCAAAUACUGAAUAGACAAAAAUGGCUAUAACAAAGCAUCUGAUGAAUUUGAAGAAAUAUUUCGGAUCGCUUCUAUUGAUUGAUCUAAUGGCUGUUGACAAACCGAAUGAGGCAAUCAUCAGUUAAACUUAUAAAGAAAUGAUCAAUAUGCUCAAUCUACCUUAAAUCCAGCAUUAACAAAUUGAUUUUAAGCAAUAUUGCAAAAACUAUAAGUUUGAAAAACUCAAUCCUCUAAUUAUUCAGAAUAAAGAAAUUUUAAAUUCGUAAUCCUAUACCAAAUUUUAGAAUGGAAAGCUAUUGAAUAUCUAGAAUGGGGUAGUAAGAACAAAUUGCUUGGAUUGUUUGGAUAGAACUAACGUCUUUUAAACUAAAAUCGCCUUUUUCAUUACCAAUCUUAUAUUAAAUGAUCUAAGUAUCAAUAUACCGAAAGAAUUUAAAUGCGAAACCAUUUUAGAUUUGUCAGAUUAGGAGAAAGUGCAUGAUCUCAUUAAAUUGAUUAAGAUUCUAUGGGGGGAGAGUGGAGAUAACAUAUCUAGAAUCUAUGCCGGUACCAAUUCCUCAACGACCAAAAUCCAAAAGACAGGAGGGAGUAGUUGGACUGGGAUGAUCGAACAUGGCUUAAAAGGAUUUCAGAGAUUUUACAACUAGAAUGUCACAGACGAGGAGAAACAGGGUAUUUAUUCUUUCAUUGUCGGAGAGAAUCAGCAAUAAAAUAAGUAGUAUUUGGGGAUAGUGGAAUAAAUGCAAUAGCAAUCCCCCAUUAUUCACAAAAAUUUAUUGUUAAUGGUUAUCGGGUAUGAUGCUAGGGGUUAAACAAUUAAAGAUUUCUUUCAUUUAAUUGAUUCUAGAUAAAUACCAUAAUUCAUAAUAGUAAUGUUUCAGAACAUCGUGAAGCAAUGUUAGCCUUGCAAUUAUAUCAAAGAUUAGAUGCAAUCGACAAUUCGAUCUUAAUUAGGGCAAUAUGAAUGUGCUUUCUAUAGUUAGAAUGAAAAAUAAUACAGUUUCAUAUUCACGAAAUAAUGUCUUUAAAAUGCAGAUUUCAAAGAUUAUAUUCUAAAGUCGGAGGAUAGAGAAAUUGGAAUUGUGUAGAAUUUUAGUUAUUAGGAUCAACGGUUUUAAGUUGUCAACCUAAAUGUCAAUUGUUAGGAAUUAUUGAUGUAUGAAAAAAAGAUAAUUGAAGAGAUGAAAAAUAAGAAUGCCAAUGCCAACAUAUAGAUUCUCGGGGGGAUCUGCAAUUCCCAAAUAUUAAUCGAGGAAUCGAUUGAGGACUUUUGCAGUAAGAAUAAGAAGGACCCUAUUCCCUAGUUAUUUUUAAAAGAUUAGUUAUGCUAGUGUCUUUAGACAUCCUAGAUAUUGAAAAGCUACCAAGAACAAAACAUUAGUUUCCUGCCCAGAAAUGGUUCCAAAAGCUGGCCAAAUAGAAUCUUAUAUGGGCCAUAGGAUUCAUAGGUUGGCUUCAAUAUCUUAGCGUACGAGGAGUCAAUAAGCAAUGGUAUCAGAUUACUAAUGGCAAUUGAUUUUGAAAUACUUGGGUUGACUGGCGAGAAAAUCAUAAAUAAUGAGGAGGAUGAUGAUGAUAUGAGAUACUCAUAACAAUUCUACUAAGUUACAGACGAAAACGAUGAUUUCGAAAUAAUUACAUGA